Molecule: messenger RNA, 5762 nt
Organism: Amoebophrya sp. A120
Lineage: Eukaryota; Dinophyceae; Syndiniales; Amoebophryaceae
Source: the annotation of a GenBank genome assembly
AGUACGUUAUUUUAUCCCCCGUUUAUCCACCUCUUGACCACUGAUAGACCGGUAGCUACAGUAUGAUUUUGGUCAAAUCUUCGCGAUCACAUAGUUUCCCCCGCAACGUCGUCUUCGAGAACUCUAAGUAGAACCACUCGACGUUAUCGACAAAAACAUUGCAAUACUAGACUGUCCCAUCAUCGAUCCCGCCUUGGCACGACUAACAAAAUAUUAUCGCGAGAAUGAACACCCCAACGCCCCCACCCCCGACCAGCACCGCCGAGGGCGUGAACCAGGCGAUCUAUGUCGCGCUGCGGAUCCGUCCGUUCGUGCCCCGCGAAGCGGGGGAGGACCGGAUUUUGUUUUGCAAGAACGGGAAGUUGGAGCUGUUGAACCCGCAACUGAAGAAGCAGAAGCAAACCUUCGACGGGUUUGACGAAUUGAUGGACAGCUCCGUGGACAAGCAAGACGUGUAUUACUUCGAUCAGCAGAAGGUGUACGAUACAUUAGGGAAAAAAGUGUUCCGCACCGUGACCGACGGGUACUCCGCGGCGCUGUUUGCCUACGGGCAGACCGGCAGCGGGAAGACGACCACGGUGACGGGGCACUUAGAUGUGAAGCACGACCACGGGCUGCUGCCCAGACUCCUCCAGGACCUCUUCGCGUUUCAGGAGCAGCAGGCGAAGCUGAAUUUAUCAACUGUAAAAAUGUCUGGGUCUGGAAGAAUUCAUGUUUGUCAUGCUUGUCUGUCAUGACUCUUAAAUCUGUCAUGCACGUUACCCCAGAGCUCCGUUUUUCUGUGAUGCAGAAGCAGUUUGUCAUGCAGAAUAGGCAACACCGACAUAGGAGCUCAGAAACUUGUCAUGCUGAGCCAGAAUCUGUGGCCUCAUCAUGAGACGCCACCCAGCAUCACAAGUUUCCAGACCGAGACAUUUUUACAUUUGAUAGAAUUUGAGUGAGCACAAAAUCCAAUGCAGCGUGUUGGAGAUCUACAACGAGCGGCUCCGCGACCUGCUGAUCCCGAAGGACCAGGAGAUCCGGGAAAAAAUCGACAUCCGGUCGCACCCGAGGUUAGGGAAUUACAUCCCGAAUUUGACCAUCGAAAUCGUGAAAGACUUGAACGAGGCGAACCAUUGCAUGGAGUUCGCGCGCUUGAAUCAGACCGUCGCGUCCACGCAGAUGAACGCGAAAUCCAGUCGGGCACACACCGUGUUUUCCUUCAAGAUGGAGAAGGUGGUGAAGUCCAUCGGGCAAGGGACAAGUGCAACGGAGAUGUUGAACAGCAAUUCAGCAUCUACGACGACGUCCUCUACCCUACAUUUCGUCGACUUAGCCGGGCGCGAGAACGAAAAGACGACCUUGGCGCGGGGGGAGCGGCUGGUGGAAUUAGGGUUCAUCAACAAAUCCUUAUUCCACUUGUCCAACUGCAUCCAAGCGCUGGGGCAAUCCUCGAAGGGGAGCGGAAAUUAUCCGAAGAUCAAGGGCACGAUCGAUAUCGGGAAAGCGAACUACCGAAACUCGAAAAUUACGAUGCUGUUACAGGAAGCGCUGUCGGGAAACAGUCGGACGUUCAUGGUCGGAACGCUGUCCCCCGCCGCGUCGGCGUUCGACGAAAACGCGGUGACCCUGCGGUUUGCGGCAACUUGUAAAAACAUCAAAACGCUGUCGAGCAAGAUUGAGGCGAAGGAAUCGGACACGGUGGUGCAGCUGCAAACGGAAAUUGAACGGCUAAAACAGCAGUUGGUCAUCGCGCGGGAGGAACAAGACUUGGCCAUACGUACUAUCGGGGAUUUUUGUUUUUUGGAUCUUCUGCGUUUAUUUCUCCAGUUUUGAAAAUCGCGGUCAUCUUUAAUGUACGAAGGUAGACUUCUUCUUCUAGUGCAACCUCAGAUUUCUAGUGCUCUACAGACAAAAAUAUAAAACUGCUCCAUUAUGUCUUCCUCUUCGCCAGCCUUGAGAAUUAUCUUGUAUCAUGAUCAUAAGUUCAACAGUUUUCAUCUUCGAACAAAAUCCCCACAGAACGGCGGGAGCCCAGCGUCCACGAGACGCCGCAGGAGGUGCAGGAGCAGCUGGAGGCGGUGCAGGCCGCGCUCGCGGAGAAGACCAAGACGGCCCAGCAACUGUCGGAGGAAGCGGAAAGGUUGCGGAAGUACCGACACGCGAUGAUGAUGCGACUGGGUGUCGCGAAAGUGCAGUUGCUGCACGAAAAGGAGAAACACGAACUUUUACCGUUACUGUCCAACGAGUCUUCCGAUCCGCACCAGUGCGGAAAACUGCAGUACUCGUUUACCCACUUGAAAACUUGGUACUUCGGGGACAAUUUCGACGCGGUCGUUUUAACGGCGAAGAAGAACGGCGAAUACGAGGAAGCCGACACGGCGCCGACCUAUUUCGCGUCCCACGCCAUCUCGUCCGAGAAGCUGCCCAAUUGCGCGGAGUUGAUUGGCUUUCAGACCGCCCCGGUGCUGUGCAAAGUGGUUUGCACGCAAACCCGUGACGGGCCGCAAUUGCAGGUGAUGAAGCUGUGCGAGGAUGGGGAUAACGCGGCGGUUAUCCUGAGUAAAAACGUACCCACACCAGAGUCAGGAUGGGGAUUUUGCAACACAAACCUAGGAGUUUUAGGACUCACGCAUGACAAAUUUCAGUCCGUAAAGUAGUGCAAGUUAGCAAGGAAAGCCGCGUCACAAAUCGACCUUCUGAUCCUGUUUACAGCAUUACAAGUUCCCAAACACGAUUGAAAAUGCCUGUCAUGGGGUUGCGCAUCACAAAUGUUCCUGUCAUGGCAAAUCUGCAUGAAAACUCUGGGGUGGGGACGUUUUUACACAGGAUAGCGGUGCUUUUGAAUAACGAGGAAUUGAAACAGAACCAGCUGUAUCAAAUGUAAAAAUGUCUGGGUCUGGAAGGAUCCAACUUGUCAUGCUGAUUUUGGAUUCUAAAAAAAUCUGCAUUGCAUGAGCAGCAAAGAGAGUCCAAAUUUUGCAGCACGGAAAGGGCAUUUGUCAUGCGGGAUAGGCAUCAGAAAGCCCUCUCAAAAUCUGUGAUGCUAGGGCAUGCGUCACAGACUUGAGGAGUCAUGCAAAAUAUGCAUGACACACCCGGCAAUCUUCCAGACCCAGACAUUUUUACAUUUGAUAAGCUGUCCAGACCGCUGCAGCAGGGGGACAAGCUACUCUUCGGCCGGAGUUUCUGCUUCCGCUGCUACUUGCAAAACGCCGAGCCGACGGACGACGCACUGCACACGCCGCGAAACCGCCGGACGCAGUUCAAUACCUCAGAUGAAGUGCUGAACGCGUUGCAGACCUUACUACCGAAACAGGACUUCGUCAAUACCUUCAAGCUCCACCACGCGAAGCAAUUCGUUUCCAACAUGAAGUCACUCUCCAUCGAUCACGAAAAGAAGACGCGGAAGUUUCUCUACGAAGCGUGCAAACUGAAAGCCUUGGUUGAGGAGGCGAACGAGAUGACCACCGCGUUGCGGCCCUCCGACGGUUUGUUUAUCGAGCUGGCGCACGCGGCGCCCAUUGUCUACAUGGGCUACCCGGACGCGUACGUCCCGUUACCCAUCGUGCGGCUGGCGCGGCGGGUCGAUCAGGAUUGGAAGAAGUGGCGGUUGCGGAAUUCCGGGCUGCAAAAGGCGAACAAUUUGCAUUUGUCGGAAAACCAUCUGGCCGAAAUGGAUUUCGAGCACCACCACCACGAGGAACAUCUGGACCAGGAGGACGAAACGCUGUUCGUGUGGAACGUGCCGAAGUUCCUGAACCGGUUGGAACUGAUGCGCGACAUCUACCACAGCUGGCAGCAGGGGCACGAGAUCGUGGUCGAUCUGAAAAACGACCCGUGGGUGGAGGCGGGGCCGGUGGAAAUCGAGUUUUGGAUGUCGAAGUACACGCGGGAAAUGGAAAGUCAGAAGGAGGAAACGGAGCUGAAGGUGAAGCAACUGAGAAAGGAGAAGGACCAGUUGCUCGUGGAAAAAAAUGAAAAUGAAACGCAGAAAAAACAGCUUGAAAAACAGAUCCAAGACUUGGAAGUCCAACUCUCCGCGGUGAAGGAGGUGCACGACAAGCAGGCCGAGCAGCAGACGAGCGCUUUUUCCGAGCGGGAACUGCAAUUGCGACAGGAAAUCGCCCGGUUGAAGACGGAGCUGGAGCAGAAGAUAACCGACAUCGCGAAAAUCGAGCAGGCACAUAUGACCUGCUCAAACGUUACAAUCUCAAACGUUACAAUAGAACGUGAGUUUUGUAUUGCAUGAUGAGCAUGACAGACUCGGACAGCAUUCCACUUUCUGCAAUACAAAUUUCGCCAGAUUGUAGUGCGGAUUGGGACUCCAGAACUUGUCAUGCGGAAUCCUAUGAGAUUUGGCUAGGUCAUGCACUUUUGCAUCACAGAUUUCCAUACUCUAUUGUAACGUUUGAGAUUGUAACACCUGAUCGGGUUAUAGCACAUCACGAGGAGCUGCUGGAUUUGUCGAAGAAACAGAAAUUGAUGCAGGUGGAGGCGUAUGCUUUGCAAACAUGUCUGGGUCUGGAAGGAUGCGAACUUGUGAUGCCUGUUGCGGAUCGUACAAAAAUCUGUGUUGCGUAACUUGCAAAAGGUGCCCACUCCUGGCCAUGCUGAGAGGGCAUGUGUCAUGCAGAACAGGCAUCACCCAGGGGCUGCAGAUCCUGUGAUGCUAGACCCUGCAUUCCAGACUUGGUGGAGCUUGGAUAAACUGCAUCACAAAUCUCGCAAUCUUCCAGACCCAGACAUUUUUGCAUUUGAUAAGGCGGAUAUGGAAAUCCGGAAGGUGAAAGACGAGAUUAAAACCUCGGUUGUGAGGCAGAAAGAGUUCGACGAGAAACGGUUCUCGGAAGAGAAAAUGACCAUGGAAAAGAAGUUUGAAAUAGAACGGAAGCAACUGUACGAGCAGGGGGACGAACUGAGGCGGCAGUUGUCCGCGAUGAAACAAACAUCGGACGUAAAAGUUUCGCUGGAGCAGGAGAAAUUGCAAACGUUGCAGAAGGAGCUGCAGGACCAAAGGGUGGCACUGUACGAGAAGAUGGAAAAGGACAAGAAAAUCCUGUUGCACGAGCACGAAACAAUUUUGAUAUCCGAAAAACAUAAUUUCGAACGCGAAAAGACGGCCUUGCAGGCGGAUUUGGAUUCCCGGUUGAAAGAAACACAGGAAGAUCUUGCGCGGUUGUUGGCGGAAGAGAGACAGAAAAUGGAAAGGACGAUUCAGCUGGAAAGAGAGGAAUUUAGUCUGCAGCUGCAGAAACAGAGGGAGCUGUAUGAGCAGAUGCGGCGGGACCGGGAUAGGAUUCAAUCCGAGCUAGAGCACGUCAGAAAGGACAAAGAAGCUUUGGAGGCAUCUUUAUUAGGGGAUAAGGACCAGUCCGCCGCGCAGUUGAAGCGGUGCAUGGAACUGAGUCUCGCGAACCAGAAACUGCUGGACCAGUUUUUUGUCGCGAAAAAAGGAAAUAACGCCAAUAGCAACGAGCAACGGCCGAAGUCUCCAAGAAGUGGCGCGCCAAACAUUGUGCAAAUGACGGCGCCAGCGGGAUCGAAGGGUAGCGCCGGCGGAGAUAGGUUGUAGAUCUUGCGAAGUGCGGUCUUUUUUACUACACUAUGAGGUUGGUAGUUGCUUACAAUUUCAUUUCUGGAUGGAGGUAGAUGAUGCACCAGGUUCUAGGAAUAUACAAGUAUCGCCUGUAGAACGUGCAGGCAAAACUAAAAAUCGUUGGAAAGCAAGCGCUGUGAUCGAAUUCGAAUUGGGAAUUAUCUCUCAUGAUUUCUCGUAAUAU